Molecule: messenger RNA, 3515 nt
Organism: Chinchilla lanigera (long-tailed chinchilla)
Lineage: Eukaryota; Metazoa; Chordata; Mammalia; Rodentia; Chinchillidae
Product: adenylate cyclase type 5
Biological process (GO): intracellular signal transduction; adenylate cyclase-inhibiting G protein-coupled receptor signaling pathway; adenylate cyclase-activating G protein-coupled receptor signaling pathway
Cellular component (GO): plasma membrane
Molecular function (GO): adenylate cyclase activity
Source: RefSeq, a predicted model, not a curated record
CGACGAGCUGGAGGCCGGCGCCGUCGAGGGCGACGAGGGGUCCGGGGAUGGCGGCAGCUCGGCUGGCUCGAGCUCCGGGCCCGGCGCGGUGCUGUCGCUGGGCGCCUGCUGCCUGGCUUUGCUGCAGAUAUUCCGCUCCAAGAAGUUCCCGUCGGACAAACUGGAGCGGCUGUACCAGCGCUACUUCUUCCGCCUGAACCAGAGCAGCCUCACCAUGCUGAUGGCCGUGCUGGUGCUCGUGUGCCUCGUCAUGCUGGCCUUCCACGCGGCGCGGCCCCCGCUCCAGCUGCCUUACCUGGGCGUGCUGACCGCCGCCGUGGGUGUGAUCCUCGUCAUGGCCGUGCUGUGCAACCGAGCCGCCUUCCACCAGGACCACAUGGGCCUGGCCUGCUAUGCGCUCAUCGCGGUGGUGCUGGCGGUCCAGGUCGUGGGCCUGCUGAUGCCGCAGCCACGCAGCGCCUCCGAGGGCAUCUGGUGGACCGUUUUUUUCAUUUACACUAUCUACACGCUGCUGCCCGUGCGCAUGCGGGCCGCGGUGUUCAGCGGGGUGCUCCUGUCUGCGCUCCACCUGGCCAUCGCCCUACGAACCAAUGCCCAGGACCAGUUCCUGCUCAAGCAGCUUGUCUCCAAUGUCCUCAUUUUCUCCUGCACCAACAUUGUGGGCGUCUGCACCCAUUACCCCGCCGAGGUCUCCCAGAGACAGGCCUUCCAGGAGACCCGAGAGUGCAUCCAGGCACGGCUCCACUCACAGCGGGAGAACCAGCAGCAGGAGCGGCUGCUGCUGUCGGUCCUUCCCCGUCAUGUUGCCAUGGAGAUGAAAGCAGAUAUCAAUGCCAAACAGGAGGAUAUGAUGUUCCACAAGAUUUACAUCCAGAAGCACGACAACGUGAGCAUCCUGUUUGCUGACAUCGAGGGCUUCACCAGCCUGGCAUCCCAGUGCACUGCCCAGGAGCUGGUCAUGACCCUCAACGAGCUCUUCGCCCGCUUUGACAAGCUGGCUGCGGAGAAUCACUGUUUGCGCAUUAAGAUCCUGGGGGAUUGUUACUACUGCGUCUCAGGGCUGCCGGAGGCCAGGGCCGACCACGCCCACUGCUGCGUGGAGAUGGGCAUGGACAUGAUCGAGGCCAUCUCGUUGGUCCGGGAGGUGACAGGGGUGAACGUGAACAUGCGUGUGGGAAUUCACAGCGGGCGUGUACACUGCGGUGUCCUUGGUCUCAGGAAGUGGCAGUUCGACGUCUGGUCUAACGACGUCACGCUGGCCAACCACAUGGAGGCUGGGGGCAAGGCGGGGCGGAUCCACAUCACCAAGGCCACACUCAACUACCUGAACGGGGACUACGAGGUGGAGCCAGGCUGUGGGGGCGAGCGCAAUGCCUACCUCAAGGAGCACAGCAUCGAGACCUUCCUCAUCCUGCGCUGCACCCAGAAGCGGAAAGAAGAGAAGGCCAUGAUUGCCAAGAUGAACCGCCAGAGAACCAACUCCAUUGGGCACAACCCGCCACACUGGGGGGCCGAGCGCCCUUUCUACAACCACCUGGGUGGCAACCAGGUGUCCAAGGAGAUGAAGCGGAUGGGUUUCGAAGACCCCAAAGACAAGAAUGCCCAGGAGAGCGUGAACCCUGAGGAUGAAGUGGAUGAGUUCCUGGGCCGGGCCAUUGAUGCCAGGAGCAUUGACAGGCUGCGCUCUGAGCACGUCCGCAAGUUCCUCCUGACCUUCAGGGAGCCUGACCUGGAGAAGAAGUACUCCAAGCAGGUGGACGACCGCUUUGGUGCCUAUGUGGCGUGCGCCUCGCUCGUCUUCCUCUUCAUCUGCUCCGUCCAGAUCACCAUCGUGCCCCACUCUGUGUUCAUGCUGAGCUUCUACGUGACCUGCUUCCUGCUGCUGGCCUUGGUGGUGUUUGUGUCCGUGAUCUACUCCUGUGUGAAGCUCUUCCCCAGCCCACUGCAGACCCUCUCCAAGAAGAUCGUGCGGUCCAAGAUGAACAGCACACUGGUCGGGGUGUUCACCAUCACCCUGGUGUUCUUGUCGUCUUUUGUCAACAUGUUCACCUGCAACGCCAAGGACCUGGUGGGCUGCCUGGCGGAGGAGCACAACAUCAGCGCAAGCCAGGUCAACGCGUGCCACGUGGCAGAGUCGGCCUUCAACUACAGCCUGGGCGACGAGCAGGGCUUCUGCGGCAGCCUGUGGCCCAACUGCCAUUUCCCCGAGUACUUCACCUACAGCGUGCUGCUCAGCCUGCUGGCCUGCUCCGUGUUCCUGCAGAUCAGCUGCAUCGGGAAGCUGGUGCUCAUGCUUGCCAUCGAGCUCAUCUACGUGCUGGUCAUUGAGGUGCCUGGAGUCACGCUCUUUGACAACGCCGACCUGCUGGUCACCGCCAACGCCAUAGACUUCAGCAACAAUGGGACCUCCCAGUGCCCUGAGCAUGCGACCAAGGUGGCGCUGAAGGUGGUGACGCCCAUCAUCAUCUCAGUCUUCGUGCUGGCCCUAUACCUGCACGCCCAGCAGGUGGAGUCCACGGCCCGCCUUGACUUCCUCUGGAAACUGCAGGCCACGGAGGAGAAGGAGGAGAUGGAGGAGCUGCAGGCCUACAACCGGCGGCUGCUGCACAACAUCCUGCCCAAGGAUGUGGCGGCCCACUUCUUGGCCCGUGAACGGCGCAAUGAUGAGCUCUACUACCAGUCGUGCGAGUGCGUGGCCGUCAUGUUCGCCUCCAUUGCCAACUUCUCGGAGUUCUACGUGGAACUGGAGGCCAACAACGAGGGCGUUGAGUGCCUGCGGCUGCUCAAUGAGAUCAUCGCCGACUUUGACGAGAUCAUCAGCGAGGAUCGGUUCAGGCAGCUGGAGAAGAUCAAAACCAUUGGCAGCACCUACAUGGCUGCCUCGGGCCUCAACGACUCCACCUAUGACAAGGUGGGCAAGACCCACAUCAAAGCCCUGGCUGACUUCGCCAUGAAGCUGAUGGACCAGAUGAAGUACAUCAACGAGCACUCCUUCAAUAACUUCCAGAUGAAGAUUGGGCUCAACAUUGGCCCAGUGGUGGCCGGGGUGAUUGGGGCUCGAAAACCUCAGUACGACAUCUGGGGCAAUACGGUGAACGUGGCCAGCCGCAUGGACAGCACUGGUGUGCCUGACCGCAUCCAGGUCACCACGGACAUGUACCAGGUGCUGGUUGCCAACACGUACCAGCUGGAGUGCCGGGGCGUGGUCAAGGUGAAGGGCAAAGGGGAGAUGAUGACCUACUUCCUCAACGGAGGCCCCCCUCUCAGUUAGCAGCCACCAGCAGUGGCGCCACAGCCCGGGCUCCACAGGAAGGGAACCGGCUGCUUUUGCUCCACGUGGGCAGGUGAGGAGCCUGCACCCGGCCACACCGCCGCACUGAGGAGAUUCCCACCUGACUCAGAGCGGCCUCUGCCUUUGCUGGUGGGCAUGGCCUCCGGCCCAGGCCCUGGUGCCAGCGUCCUGCGAGCACCAAGCUGACCAAAGAUGUUUCCCCUGCAGAAGACUCUGCUGGACU